Messenger RNA from Volvox carteri f. nagariensis, 1512 nucleotides. RefSeq lists its product as uncharacterized. The transcript has 12 exons. NCBI's taxonomy places the organism in Eukaryota, Viridiplantae, Chlorophyta, Chlorophyceae, Chlamydomonadales, Volvocaceae. Gene Ontology annotation, molecular function: DNA binding; DNA-binding transcription factor activity. The coding region runs from base 1 to 1512 and encodes 503 amino acids. Gene Ontology annotation, biological process: regulation of DNA-templated transcription. The record is from RefSeq and is a predicted model, not a curated record.
AUGCAAUUCUUCUGCUUUCUGCCGGCUGCGUCGACAAUCAACCGUAAAGCCUUCUCGUCAUCCCCGUCGGAUCCCACAAAUGGACCUCCCACUGCUGUUGGCGUUACGGUGCAUGUGUUUGACAUCGCAGCCAUCGUGUUCUGGGGUUCUGAUACAUUUACCCAUGUGGUAGGAUUACCGAAUGUAUGUGAAUUCGUUUCCAUUGCUGGAGGUGCAGAGGCUGUAGGACGUCUUACCACCGGUCCAGCCGCUGCAGGGACUCCCGCUGGGGGCCCGUGUGCCGGUCACCACCGCGGUGGCGGUUCUACAGCCUCCAAGGCUGGCCGCGGCAUUACGGCUGGGCCAGCGCACGGGCUCCACGACGCGGCCACCAGCAUGACAACCGCCACCGCGGUGGUGACCGGCACACGGGCCUCUAGCGGGAGUCCCUGCAGCGGCUGGACCGAUGGGGCGCAUGUGGUUUGGACGCGUCCGCUGCCAGCAGUAGCAGUGCCGACCUCAAGUCGUAACGCACCCCCAGUGCGCGGUACAGCCACCAAACGCAGUUGCCAUCGCCGCCGCGGGGGUAGCUCCACUAACAAGAGGCGGGGAAAGGCGUCCACCACCACCAGGGCCGGCAACCGCUCUUCUGGUAAUGUCGGUAGCAACCAUCUCGACCACGGCCAUGGCGGCGGCCUUGAAGGCGAUGACCCCGUCAAUGCGACGACGAUGGAGAACACCGUCAACAGCCAGACACGUAGAACGGACAGUGGUCCAAUAAAUAAGAGCUCUCAGUUCAAGGGCGUUAGCUGGCACAAGAACACAAAGAAAUGGGAGGCUCACCUGUGGGACCCAACAGUGCCUCGCAAGAAGGACCAUCCAGGAAAGAGGAACAGGGGAAAGCAGUACUACCUGGGAGCAUACAAGACCGAGCGGAUGGCGGCCCGGGCGUUCGAUAUCGCCGCAAUCGUAUUCUGGGGUCUCGAUACCACAAUUAAUUUUCCGAGGGAGGACUACAUCGCGGAUUUGGGGUCCCUAUCCCAGCUGGACAGGGAGGAGGUGGGCCCUAUGCUGCAGUGCCUAAGUCGCAGCUUCAACGAGAAAGGCCAGUUCGGAGACUUUGGAGGAGACAAUGUGAUAAGGAGGAUCAGCAAUCUGCUUGCCACGGCCUAUCUGUCGUCUCCGUUGUUGGAGGUGCAGGGGCUUCAGGACGCCUUGCCACCGGUCCAGCCGCUGCAGGGACUUCCGCUGGCUGCUGGGCGUGUGCCGGUCACCACCGCGGUGGCGGUUCUACAGGCACCAGGUUUGCAACCCGUUGUCGUGUCGCUUGCUGACCUGCUGGUGGCCGCGUCGUGGAGCCCCUGCACCGGCCAAGCCUCAGUACUGCUGCCAGCCUUGGUGACGCUGCCAUCACAGCAACCCACAGAGGCGGCAGUUGCGGUGGUGGCGCCACAGCCAGCAGCUGUGGCUCUCGGUGACGUGGACCCUGACCAAGACUUCUUAGACUUUUUACGAAAUGUGUUCGAUGAGUGA